AUGACUGAAGUCAAUAGCGAGCCACAAGUGCCGUGUUAUUUUGUUUUCGGGGAUUCGUUAGUUGAUAAUGGCAAUAACAACAAUCUCAAGACUAGUGCCAAAGUGAACUACCCUCCUUAUGGCGUCGAUUUCCCUCAAGGACCCACGGGAAGAUUUUGCAACGGACCUAAUUUUGCAGACAUCAUUGCUCAAUUACUAGGAUUUGACCGAUAUAUCCCACCAUUCACCAACACAACAGGCUACGACAUUCUUUUAGGUGUUAACUAUGGGUCGGGAGGAGGUGGAAUUCUUGACGAAUCUGGGAAACAACUAGUAAGAACGAGGAAUGAUUUGUGA
Molecule: messenger RNA, 336 nt
Organism: Impatiens glandulifera
Lineage: Eukaryota; Viridiplantae; Streptophyta; Magnoliopsida; Ericales; Balsaminaceae
Product: GDSL esterase/lipase At5g45670-like
Exons: 2
Coding region: 1-336 (111 amino acids)
Molecular function (GO): hydrolase activity, acting on ester bonds
Source: RefSeq, a predicted model, not a curated record